Messenger RNA from Manis pentadactyla (Chinese pangolin), 3081 nucleotides. Its product is annotated as olfactory receptor 1F1. Gene Ontology annotation, biological process: G protein-coupled receptor signaling pathway. The record is from RefSeq and is a predicted model, not a curated record. Lineage: Eukaryota; Metazoa; Chordata; Mammalia; Pholidota; Manidae. Gene Ontology annotation, molecular function: G protein-coupled receptor activity; olfactory receptor activity. Gene Ontology annotation, cellular component: membrane.
GCCGUUCAGUCCUCCUGGUGCCUCCUGCCUGACGCACUCCUGCUGGCAGAGCAGGGCAUCGCGCAGGCCCCAGAGGGUGAGUGUGAAGCCAGGAGGAAAGAAGUGCUUGGAGGAAAUGCCUUUUACCAAGGCAACAAGACAUGCACAGUUGAGGGGAGGCGCCCGCAUCUUGGACAAGCUUGGGAGUGACCGCUCUCUGGUCUGGCACAUACGGGGACAGGUGUGAAGCAGAAGCCCCAUGAGAGGAGCGAACCGGUCAGGCGUCUCCGAGUUCCUCCUCCUGGGGCUCUCCAGGCAGCCCCAGCAGCAGCAGCUGCUCUUCGUGCUCUUCCUGACCAUGUACCUGGCCACGGUCCUGGGAAACCUGCUCAUCCUCCUGGCCGUCGGCGCCGACUCCCGCCUGCACACCCCCAUGUACUUCUUCCUCAGCACCCUGUCCUUCGUGGACGUCUGCUUCUCUUCCACCACCGUCCCCAAGAUGCUGGCCAACCACAUACUCGGGAGUCAGAGCAUCUCCUUCUCCGCGUGCCUCACGCAGAUGUAUUUUGUUUUCAUGUUCGUGGACAUGGACAAUUUCCUCCUGGCUGUGAUGGCCUAUGACCGCUUUGUGGCCGUAUGCCGCCCCUUACACUACACAACGAAGAUGACCCCCCAGCGCUGUGCCCUGCUGGUCGCUGUGUCGUGGGUCAUUGCCAACCUGGAUGUCCUGUUGCACACCCUGCUGAUGGCUCGACUCUCGUUCUGUGCAGACAAUGCCAUCCCCCACUUCUUCUGUGAUGCGACUCCCCUCCUGACACUCUCCUGCUCUGACACACGCCUCAACGAGGUGAUGAUUCUGACUGAGGGGGCCCUGAUCAUGAUCACCCCAUUUGUUUGCAUCCUGACUUCGUAUAUCCACAUCGCCAGUGCCGUCCUGAGAGUCCCAUCCCCAAAGGGAAGAUGGAAAGCCUUCUCCACCUGUGGCUCCCACCUGGCCGUGGUUUCCCUCUUUUACGGCACCAUCAUCGCGGUGUAUUUCAACCCUUUGUCCUCACACUCGUCUGCGAAGGACGCUGCAGCUACUGUGAUGUACAUGGUGGUGACCCCCAUGCUGAACCCCUUCAUCUAUAGCCUGAGGAACAGGGACUUGAAAACAGCUCUCAGAAAAGUGCUUGGUGGAAAGACUUUUUCUGUCUGAUGAGAGAACAAAAGCUGAAUCUCGUCCUCAUGUCAAUUUAUAUCUCAUCAAUUAGGUACAAGGUAGCAGCUAUUUUGUUAAAGACAGUCUGGAAACAAACAUAUUGACAUCUGUUUUAGGGACACGCAGAAGGCAGUAUUUAUUUUAUUUGUGCACCUAAUGCUCUGUAACCCUGUUGCCUCUACCAAGAAUGAGACUACUUUUUAAUGACUUGCUUUUAAAUUAUUUUACACCCAGCAUCAGUUUUUCCUUUUAAGUGGCCUGUUUUUUUUUUAAGGUUAAGGGACUUUCUUUAUUUUUUACAGAUUAAGACUACAUAGAUUUCACAUAGUUCUGAAUCAAAAACACCUUUGUCUUCACAGAAUGAGUUAGAGAACGCAGCCUCAGCUGCCAUCCCAGGGACUGGAAAAAGAAGGUGAUCAUUACAGCGAUUACUGUAUUAAAAGUGGUCUAUUAGUUUUGAAUGUUCGAAUCGCCUGGAAACUUUCACAAUCUACUGAUACAAACCAGCAUUUGCGCUUCCUCUGCGCAGACAGCACCCCCGCUUUCUUCCUGGACGAGCAAACCCCUCCCGCACUUUCAAGAGCCGAGUCAGACGGCGCGACCUCCUCCGCGCGAUCGGCUCUUCUGGCUCUCGAGCUCUGUUUUCUCUCGGGUUGAUUUUUCCCCUCCCCUUUUUCUUUGGUUCAGUCCUCCCAUAGGUUAUGGGACCCCUCGUUCCUGAACUCGCAUACAACUCACCUUGUACCCGGGGUCUGGUACUGCUCCUACGCUGAGGCUAUGCUCGUGUCCAGCUGAAAGAAAAAAAAAAUAGAUGAAUACACGUUGCCUUCUCUUUUCAUUUGGACAUUCUUACUUGAGAAGGAGCUUUUAAAAUAUGCCCAUUUUAAAAAACAUAAUUUUUGCUACUUGACAGGUAACACUAUGAAACACUGAACAUCAGAGAAGAAAACUAAAUUAACCUAUAACCUUUCUGCUCCAAAAUAAUCAGUUUAACACUAAUGAAGAUAGUUUUAGAAAAGGGAGCUGCAAUCUUUCCAUAUAAUUUUUUUUCUUUCCAUAUAAUUUUGUGUUCUAGUUUUCUGCCUCCUUCCCAUGGCAGUGAAGGUGUUAGAAAUGUGGGGCUAAAAGCUGCAGAAAGUUUUGCCCAUUCACGGGUGCACCAUCAUUUAUCUUUUCCCUGACUGAACAAUUCCAAGUGGUUUUGUACUAUAAAUAAUGCUGCUGCACACUUCUGGUGCAUAGAUCUUUGUUUGUGUCCCUUGACGCUACAGGUAUCCUAUGUGAACUAUUUCUCCAGCUUGGAGUAAACGUUAUGGUCACCAUUAAUUUCUUUAAUUAUCUGUGCCCCGUGUCACCUGGCCUUACCUGCAGAGGGCGCUGUACCUCCCUAUUGGCAUCAGAGUGCUCCGGAAGCUCACUGGAAGGAGUUAGCCAGUGCUACUUUCUACCAGGUGAUCAGAGAGAGCUGGAAGCUGGACCUGUCCAUUGGCAUGACUGUGUGAGUCGCCAGCACGCAGCACUGCUCCUGAAUUUUGAUGUUGUUUGGUGUGCUGGAGGCCCACUGCUACCGCAUGGACGCUGCUGGCCGACAUCCUUUUGGGGGCCACACUGGGAUGCACCUAUGGCUUCAGGUCACAGCCAUCUGAGCUCACAUUUACUUUAUGCUCCAUUAAAGUCUGACUCUGGGCCCUGAUGGCUACACCCCCAGAGGCAUCCAGCUCCACGGUGUCAAACCAGCUCUGCCCAUGAGCGCCCAGCCCAGAUAUACCCUUCCAACUUUGAGAUCCCCUGGAUUCUUGGGGUCUUUUUGUGUGGAACAGACUUCAAUCAGGUUUUUUCUAAGACACAGGUAUAACUGUGAAAUGGAAUUCAAAUAAAUGUAUAUGAAGAUUACACUUGGA